GUCUUCUGUUAUGACACAACUGUCCUUAGCAAGAGACUGAACGAUACACGCCUUCUCCUGUGUACUCUUCAUCAUGAACAAGCAUGACGGUUUGGCUGAUUGGAUGUCCAAGCUGCCUGCAGAGCUGACCACUGUGCCCCUGUGGAACCUGGCCAUACCUGGGAGCCAUGACAGCAUGGCGUAUUGCCUGGACACGUCUGGUGACCUAGAGCCUGAUAUACCCAGCUGGUAUCCCAACCUGGAGGAGGUCUUCCCUGGGGUAUACAAGUACAUCAUCAAGAGAUGGACCAGCACACAGGCUUUAAGCAUCACUCAGCAGCUUGACGUUGGCGUUCGCUUCUUUGACAUGCGGAUCGCGCGGCUGCCAGACGAAGACGAUGGCACAUUAUACUUCGCCCACAUACUCUACACCACAGCAACUGUGUUGCGCACCUUCAGGCAGAUGUCCAAGUGGUUGGCUGAGCACCCCAAAGAGGUCGUCAUCAUCUCCUGUAGCAACUUCAACAGCAUGAGCGACGAUGACCAUCAGGCCUUCAUCACACAACUGAUGGAGAUAUUCUCACACACACUCUAUGCCUUUGACCAGAACGACUUACAAGGAGGAAAUUCAAACAACCUGCCAAUGCCCCCAACUGACGCCACCUGGUGGACUUUCCGUACACCUGCGUUCUACGUAGACUACACCACUGACCCCAACCCUAAUGUGCAUUGCAUCGCGUUAUAUUACUCAGUACUCUUUUGGCUCCAGGUAACUCCUACUCUGCAGGACUGCUGGGAGAAGAACCACCAGGUGAUCUUAUCCUACGCUGACCAAAAGCAAGCAGCCAAUCAGGAGCUGCUGUGGCCGGAGAUCGAUUACUGGAAGGCCAAUCCGAAGGCAGGAGAUGAGGAAGUAGGCUAUGGUUCGGUGGCAGAGAAGAGGGCAGAGGAGGUCGUAGAGUACCUGACCAACCGCCUGCAGAAAGAGGGCAGAGAUGAAGCCAAAUUCUUUGUGUCUGGUCUGAACGUGACGGCAGUGGAGUAUGACGUGCUAGGGGAUCCACUAGGUGAGCUCGUUAAGUGGGCUUCUGAUGCGCGGCCUCAGCUGAUGCAGUGGGCCAUCAAACAGCAGCCAGGACCUGGACACAACUGCAUCAACAUACUCGCUAUGGACUUUGUGGACCAGGAGUUUGUCCAGACAGUUAUCAACAUCAACACUGGAAAAGAAAAUAAUACAGGAAAGAAUGACUGUGAAUGA
Messenger RNA from Engraulis encrasicolus (European anchovy), 1237 nucleotides. Its product is annotated as PI-PLC X domain-containing protein 1-like. The transcript has 9 exons. The coding region runs from base 74 to 1237 and encodes 387 amino acids. Lineage: Eukaryota; Metazoa; Chordata; Actinopteri; Clupeiformes; Engraulidae. Gene Ontology annotation, molecular function: phosphoric diester hydrolase activity. The record is from RefSeq and is a predicted model, not a curated record. Gene Ontology annotation, biological process: lipid metabolic process.